Messenger RNA from Drosophila ananassae, 651 nucleotides. RefSeq lists its product as uncharacterized. NCBI's taxonomy places the organism in Eukaryota, Metazoa, Arthropoda, Insecta, Diptera, Drosophilidae. The record is from RefSeq and is a predicted model, not a curated record. The transcript has a single exon. Gene Ontology annotation, molecular function: chitin binding. Gene Ontology annotation, cellular component: extracellular region. Bases 67 to 615 code for a protein of 182 amino acids.
GAGUCAUAGUCCCACCUAUAAAGACUGCCACUGAUCCGAGAGAGGAAAACAGUCGAAAGCCUAUAUAUGUGGCAGUUGAUACUUCUGGCCUGCCUGCUGCCUGGCCUCCAGGUGCGGGCAGCCUUCCUGGAGGAUUGCAAAGGGGUCAUCAUUCCCAAGAUACCAAACGAAAACAAGGAGUGCAGCCAGUAUGUUCAUUGCGAUGGCGAUAACUCUUAUUACUGCAAUGGGGAUUGCGAUGAGCCGGUACAGUGCUAUCAGGAAGAUGAGGAAAUCACCACAGAAGCACCACCACCCACUACUACAGCUCAGCAAACCCAGGAGGUGUCUUCAGAAGAGUCUACGCUGGUCAACACUACAACCUCAACACCGGCUCCACCCCCAGAAACCACUCUUCCACCCACAACCUCCAAUCCCAUCACCGAUGCUCGAGUGCACUGCAGGAUCAGUGGCGUAAACGGGGUAUAUCCCUAUCCGGCAAACAGCAACUACUACUAUCAGUGUUUGGGUGGUUUCCUCCUCCUACAGCAGUGCCCGCAGAACUUUUACUUCGAAGCGGUUCAAGGACUGUGUAUUUCCAAAAAGCCCUAUCGUUCAUCGGUCUUCCAGCUAUAAGAUUCAUCUGUAUCUUUAUCGUAAUGUGUGUAAUAA